AUGUCCGCUCGUGUCUACUUGCUUGUCCUGGUGUCCUCGGUGUGCCUGUUGGCGGCCGCCGACGAUCCCUACGGAGCGCCCAUCCCCAUCCUCAAGGACGACCGGACGCAGGACGCCUACGGCGGCUACUCCUUCGACUUCGAGUCCGGCAACGGCAUCGUCCGACAGGAGUCCGGGAAGGAGAGCGACGGACAGGCGAAGGAGGGAGGCUGGAGGUACACCUCCCCCGAGGGCGUCCCCGUCGAGAUCGUCUUCGUGGCCGACCAGGGGGGAUUCCAGCCUCAGGGGGCGGUCAUCCCCGUGGCCCCCCCGCUCCCCUACCAGAGAUCCGCGUACAAAGAGGACUUUUCCCAAGGCCCAACCCCCACUCCAGAGUAUACAGAGAAAAGUGAUAAAAUGGAUGAUCGCCAAUUUGAUCUGGAUCGUAAUUUUUAUGAUGUUCCAAAAAGCAUAGGCCACAGAUUUAGCCCCGCCCCCAGCGUAAUUUUGUACGCGCAUGAAAAUAAAGAAAAAUGA
Messenger RNA from Penaeus indicus, 516 nucleotides. Its product is annotated as cuticle protein CP14.6-like. The record is from RefSeq and is a predicted model, not a curated record. Gene Ontology annotation, molecular function: structural constituent of chitin-based larval cuticle. The transcript is spliced from 4 exons. Gene Ontology annotation, cellular component: chitin-based extracellular matrix. Lineage: Eukaryota; Metazoa; Arthropoda; Malacostraca; Decapoda; Penaeidae. The coding region runs from base 1 to 516 and encodes 171 amino acids.